This is a messenger RNA of Prinia subflava (tawny-flanked prinia), 730 nucleotides long. RefSeq names its product C-type lectin domain family 2 member D-like. The record is from RefSeq and is a predicted model, not a curated record. The transcript has 5 exons. The coding region runs from base 14 to 583 and encodes 189 amino acids. Lineage: Eukaryota; Metazoa; Chordata; Aves; Passeriformes; Cisticolidae.
CUCAGCUGCUGUGAUGGAGCUGCUGCAGCAGAGAGCAGAGGGAAGGACCAAUUUCAGCUUCAGGUGCACCAAAGACAGAAAGGUGACCAUUGCGGUCACCAUGCUUGCUGUGAUGCUGCUUCUCACAGUAGCCAUCAUCAUGCUGGCAGUUAAGAAACACCCACCCUGCACUGCUCCCGCCCUUCCCAACUGCCUGGAGAGUGGGAUUGGCUUCGGGAACAAGUGCUUUUACUUCCUGGAGGAGGAAGUGGACUGGGAAGGGAGUCAGCACUCCUGCCUCUCCCACCAAGCCCACCUGGCCACCAUCGACACCAAGGAGGAGCUGAAUUUCCUCCUGCGCUAUGGGAACUUCAUGGAGUACUGGGUUGGUCUCUGGAGGGAAGGUUCUGGACCUUGGAAAUGGCUCAAUGGUUCCCUCUUCAAUGCCCAGUUUGACAUCCAGGGCAACGGCCACUGUGCCUACACGAACUCCCACAGGAUCAGCAGCGACAGGUGCUCUGAGAUGAAAUUCUUCAUCUGCAGCCACCUGCAGAGACACCUCAGUGAAGUUCAGAAGGAUCCAGAAAUCCUGAAUUCCACCUGAAACCUCCCUCUUAGCAGACAUCUACCACCACCUGCUGUUAACCCCAUACCAUGUGGUACUGAAUCUCUGCCAUUUGUAUUUGUUCAAAUUUUAGCUGGAAAAUAAUUUGCAGGUUGCUGAAACUCUGUCAGUUAAGUCCAUUUGCUA